CUAACCAUGUUCGGCUAUAUGACACGAUGACUCCUGGUGCAUUCACGUGGACCCCCACAUUGUUUUACAAAAACUGACUGUUUCGUAUUAUAUGUUGAUUACGGACUAUGAUAAAUUCCGUAACAAGGAAAAUGAUUUUCCUUAAAUUGAUUCGCCCGUACAGUCAAUUCACCAACAACAAACCGGCUAACCUCAUCAGAAAUGAAUUUUUAGAUUACUUCACGAAGGAUUUAAAGCACAGUUUUAUUCGUUCCAGCCCCGUCUCUCCGAUUACCGAUCAUUCCCUGGCGUUUAUCAAUGCUGGCAUGAAUCAAUUUAAAGGGAUUUUCUUAGAUUAUUACAAACCUCCUGUGACAAAAGUUGCAAACUCACAGAAGUGUAUCAGAGUUGGUGGGAAGCACAAUGAUCUAAGUGUUGUUGGCAAAGAUAGUUAUCACCAUACCUUUUUUGAAAUGCUUGGCAACUGGUCUUUUGGAGAUUAUUUUAAAGAGGAUGCUUGCUCGUAUGCUUGGAAUCUUUUAACAAAUGUAUAUGGCAUACCUACAGAAUAUUUAUACGUAACAUAUUUUGGUGGUAAUGAGGAACUAGGCAUGAAUCCAGAUCUGGAGUGCAAAGAUAUUUGGUUGAGACUCGGUCUUCCGGAAUGUAAAGUUUUACCUUUCGGUAUGCGAGAUAAUUUCUGGGAAAUGGGGGUAUCAGGUCCUUGUGGACCUUGUACAGAGAUACAUAUUGACUAUAUGAAACGAUCAACUAAUCAAGCCGAACGAGUGAAUAAAGGAUAUGCUGAUCUUAUGGAGUUAUGGAACAUAGUUUUUAUACAAUGUGAAAGGCUUACAAAUGGAUGUAUAGUACCUUUACCAAACCAUCAUGUUGAUACAGGCAUGGGACUUGAACGAUUAGUUACUUUUCUACAAGGAAAGAAAUCAAAUUAUGAUACGGACCUCUUCCAGCCAUUAUUCGAUGCAAUACGAAAACAUUCGAACGCACCAGAAUAUAAGGGAACGUUUGAUGAUGACACAGGCAAAACUAUGGUUACAGAAUUGCCACUUGAUUACGGUUACAGAAUUCUAGCUGAUCAUGCAAGAAUGAUUACUGUUGCAUUGGCUGAUGAUAUGUUACCUGAACAACAUCCAAAGCUGCGAAAAGUAUUGCGACAUGCAAUAGACAUAGGAGAGAAAAUUUUCAGAAAAUCUGGCAUAGUUUCAGAACUUGCUUGCAAUGUAGCUGAUAACCUGGGUGUAACUUAUCCAGAAUUGCAUACUAAUCUAAAACAGGUACAAAGGAUAAUAGAUUUUGAAGAAGAUUUAUUUAAAAAAUUACGGAAUACUUCUGGUAAAAUGUGGAAUAAGAUGAUUAAAACUCGUCCCGAAUUGAUAGCAAUUACUGAUUGGAUGGCUUCUGGUCUAGUUGAUGGCUAUAAAGAUCUACAAUCCAUGUUGAAAGAAUUACGUAAAACUAAUGUAUUACCUGGAACUGUCGCAUUUAAGCUGUAUGAUACAUACGGUCUGAAUUCGGAAACUAUAGCGGAACUGGCACAAAUCGAAUGUUUAUACUUUGAUGAAAUCGACUUUGAAAAGCAACUUGAUAAUCGUAAAUAUCAAUCAAGAAUUGGAUUAGACAAACAUAGUGUUGUAAUUUCUGAAGAAUCUUUAGGAAUACUUAAAAAAAAUCAUGUACCUAAGACGGAUGAUUCAUUCAAGUAUAAUUAUACGUAUAAUGGAAAUACGUACGAAUUUCCAGUAUUUAGCAGUAAACUCAUUGGAAUUAUUGUUAAUGAUGAAUUGGUUGCAAGUAAAAAUUAUUCCGAUAUUAUAAAAACUAAUAAUACUAAUAAAAUAGUUGUAAAUAUCGACGAAAUAUUAAACAGUACAGAUAAUAUUGGAAUUAUUUUGGACAAGACUAUAUGUUAUUCAUUAGAAGGUGGCCAAGUUUCAGAUAAAGGGAAUAUUUGUAUUAAGAAUCUACUUUUUAAUAUAGACAAUGUUAGAAAAGUAAACGGCUAUGUGAUUCAUUCUGGACACUUUGCCAAAACAGAUUUACCUAUAUCAGAGCUGCAUUUACAAAUAGACGACGAUUGUCUAGUCAAUAUAGAAUCAAAUAUUCGUAUUGGAGCGAUGAAACAUCAUACAGCAGCACAUUUAUUAAAUGCAGCCUUAAAGCAAGUUAUGCAAGUAAUUUAUCAACGUGGAUGUACAGUCAGUAUGGAUAGUUUAAAACUUCAAUUCAAUUCGUUAGGCGAACAACUUACAUUAAAACAAAUGGAGGCAAUAGAAGCUUCCGUUAACAAUGUCAUACAGUCUCGUGCUGUAACGACUGUGCAAACUGUGAAUUCGCUCGAACUGUUAAAACAAAACGAUGUUACAUUAAUCCCAGGAGAGAUAUAUCCUUACACAGACAUUAAAAUCGUAGAAAUUAAUACUGACGAUUUGAAAGCAAAGGAAACGUGUUGUGGUACGCAUGUACAUAAUACUGGUGUACUGCAACACUUCUGCUUUUUAACAUAUACCUCAAAGGGAGCAAUGAAACGCACUGUUAAGGCUGUUGUUGGUCCUGGAGCUCUAAGUAUGAAACAAGCCGGUGAAAAUUUAUGUCAGAGGAUUGCAGAGCUAGAAGACGUUUUACGAAGUGGCAAAUUCAUAUAUGAGCUAUUUAAUACAGAAUUAAAUCAAAUAAAACAAGAAAUUAAUAACCAGGACGUACAAGUACCAUUACCUUACUUGGUUAAAGAGAAAUGUUUGACACAGCUGGAGAAUUUAAGCAAGACGGCAUGGCUGCGAGAGAAAGAAAUCGAAAAAGAUUCUAUAACUCGUGAAAUCAUUGAUGCCACGGAUUCAUCUUGUUUUAUUGUGUAUUGUCUAAAUAAGAAUCCCACAUAUUUGUCAUUGCAUGAAGUUGCAUCUCUCUUUUCUGAGAUGCCAAUUUUAAUUCUGUCAUGUACGAAUGGAUUUGUAAAAGCAAGAUGUUCCAUGCCACAGGAAAUAGCUUCUAGUGCAUUUAAUGCACAAACUUGGAUGAAUAUCAUCCUUCAAAUUUUUAAUGCAGAGUACGGACCUAUCAAGGGAUUCAAACCUAUGUUGGUCGCAAGUAUGAAAUCUACAAAAGUAUCGCAGGAUUUUCAGAUACGUAUGGAAGAAGCAAUUACAGAGGCUACCAAAUUUGCAUUUGCGCAUGUAAAAAAAGUUAAGCUCUAAUAAUAAAAAUCAGUGAACGAUUUAUUUUAUAUUGUAUUUUAUCUCUCUGUUCUUUCUAUUCGAAUGGAUAUAUACGUAAUUUAGCGUAGUAUUUAA
This is a messenger RNA of Mycetomoellerius zeteki, 3287 nucleotides long. RefSeq names its product alanine--tRNA ligase, mitochondrial (gene AlaRS-m). The transcript is spliced from 12 exons. The record is from RefSeq and is a predicted model, not a curated record. Gene Ontology annotation, biological process: alanyl-tRNA aminoacylation. Gene Ontology annotation, molecular function: ATP binding; aminoacyl-tRNA deacylase activity; nucleic acid binding. Lineage: Eukaryota; Metazoa; Arthropoda; Insecta; Hymenoptera; Formicidae. Gene Ontology annotation, cellular component: mitochondrion; cytoplasm. The coding region runs from base 108 to 3191 and encodes 1027 amino acids.